Molecule: messenger RNA, 1185 nt
Organism: Caenorhabditis briggsae
Lineage: Eukaryota; Metazoa; Nematoda; Chromadorea; Rhabditida; Rhabditidae
Exons: 7
Coding region: 1-1185 (394 amino acids)
Biological process (GO): positive regulation of DNA-templated transcription
Cellular component (GO): nucleus
Molecular function (GO): DNA-binding transcription factor activity
Source: RefSeq, a predicted model, not a curated record
AUGGAAUUGCUGUUCGAUCCAAGCAGAAAUCUUCAACACAGAUUUCAAAGAAGGCCGGAUGGAUCAUUCCAUAUAAUCACCAUAUCGGAGGUUGAACAACUGCCAGUUUUACAAAGGAUUCGUCAUGAGAAAAAACAACAAACCGGAAGCUAUUGGAUGAAAUCUAAAGUGAAUUUCGAUAAAGUCUGGUUUCGAUAUGCAAAAGACGAUUGUAGAAAACCUGAUCAUGCGAAAUAUGAUGUGGAUUUGGCUAGUAGCAGAAUGUAUUAUGUGAAGUUGAGAAUCCAGAAAAUACUAGGUGAAGAAAAGAUACUUGAUAUCGAUCAUCAGUAUUUCGUGGCAUGCGCUCGUACAUUAAAGCCAAAGCAAGAAACGAAAAAAGAAGACAAAAAGAAGAACGAGACGGCUACAAAUACAUUGCAACCCAAAGACCGGACACCUCGGAAAAGGAGAUCAAACGAAAUGAUGUCAUCUCCAAGCGAUAAUUUUCAAAUGUCACUAUUUGAUCAACCUGGCCAGCGAACGUUCAGUAGACAAUCGACUACUGUAAAUCCUAUCCAACUACCGCAGAUGAAUAUCGAUAUGAGAUCAAUAUUUGGAUUAUUUGAAGCUACACGAAAUAUCAAUUUUAAAAAUCUCCUAGGCGGAUUCGCUGAGCCGUUUUUGGAACAAGGACCCGGACAGUUUUUGAAUUCACAACCAGUCAAUAUUGAGCAAGGGCAGCGACAAAUGAUGCCAUCUACAAGCGAUAAUUUUGGAAUGCCCCUAUUAGACCUACUUAAGCCUCAAACACUCGGUGCAUUGCCAUCUACAGUAAAUCCUUUUCAACCGCAACAAAUGAAUAGCAAUCUGAUGUCAGCUCUUCAAACAUUCAUGGCUACACAAAAUAUUAAUCCUCAAAUGCUGCAAGGAGCCGGACAAUUUUCUUAUCUACCACCAGGCAAUAUUGAGCAAGGGCAACCACAAAUGAUGCCAUCUACAAGCGAUAAUUUUGGAAUGCCCCGAUUAGAUCUUCCUGAUCUACUUGAGCAGCAAGCGUUCAGUGCAUUUCCUCCUCCAGUAAAUCAAGAAACUAUCAACUCAAUUUGGCAGGCUCUUCGUUCAAUUUCUAACCAACCACAAGCCGGACAAGUUUUAACUGUUCCACCACCAGUCAACAUUGAACAAGGGCACAAGUUGUUGUGA